AUGACCAAUUAUCCAGCAAUUAAAACAUAUAAACUCCAUGUUGGUUCAAUUGGUUUUCUAUCAAUUAACGACAUUGAAUAUUCCAACAUUGCCUCUGGACCAAAUCAACACACUUUCAAGGCUUCUACAAAUAAAAUUCAUUUACAUAUAAGACGUCCUCAUUCUGGUCGUAAAACAUGGAUAACAUUGACCAUCAACGAUCUCAAAAUUAAAUUAUCAUCCAUAAAAUUCUUCACACAAGUAAAUUCACAUAGAAGAAAACCUAGCUUGAUUUCUUCUGUUCCUCAAAAUGCUUGGUGGUCUUCGGUUUGGAUUGUGAAAUUUACAAUAGCAAAAAUAUCUGCGAUUCCAUUACAAUUUGUCAUAGCAGCUUUGUCAAAUUAUUUUGAUAUAUAUAUCAGCAAAAUAAAUAUAUCGGCCGAAGAUUUGGGACAGUUUGAAUUGAAUGAUAUUUCAUUAGCAAUUGUUUUUCCUUAUCUUUCUUCAAUAACUAUUUCUAGUCAUUUAUCACCAACAUGCACAUCUCUUUUAUCUUUCGAAAUUGGUGCUAAUUUCACUGAAAUAGAUUUAAACAUUGAUUCGCUCUUGCGUUUAUUAAACUCUUUAAAAAAUUCCUUGCCAAAAAAAACCCAUAAACGAGAUCCAAAGGAAGCUUUAAGAAAUGCUUAUUUAAAAUUAGGAUUGUCUCGCACUUUUUCAAUGGCUACACUUACUCGUAAACUCAUAAUGAGCCGAAGAAGGAAAAAAACUCCAAUAGAAUUUCUUGGUCUUGAUCUUAGUGUUGAUUCAACAAUCAAUGGUUUUUUGGUGAAAUUAGAACAACGAAAGCUUUUAUCAAAGAAUGCCGAGCCUAAUUUAUUCAAAAGAUCUAUAUUUGGUGAUGGUUCACCAGAACCCGUUGAAUUAUUAUUGAACAUUUCUAUAGACAAUGUUGAAUGUGAUCUUAUAAAUCAGGCAGUCAUAUCUCAAAUGUUACAAGUUAGCAAAGUAAACAGCAUAUUUACAUUUUCAAAGCCUCUAGUUCUAACACCAGAUCUUGAUCCAAAUUCUUUAUCACUUAGAGGAACGUUUGAUAUAAUUUCCCCCGAACUAAUUUUUUCUUAUAAUGAUUUUGAUAUGCUGGGGCAUCAUUCAGAAACAUCAGCACUUUUACCACCAUCACAACCUUCUUCUACUACUGCAAAUCAGUCAUUAAUAAUAUAUGCUGAAGUUUUGAAAUUUCAUUUUUCAUUAAAUUCAAUGUGUAUUAGGGUUGCUGGAGCUGAUUGCUAUGUUGAUGCUUCAACAUCAAGAGGAUUUGAGAUUGGGCUGCAAGAAAUUGUAAUCGAGUACCAAGGUGUCAGGGCAUCAAUUGAUCAAAAUUCAACUCACAAUCAUGAAAAUGCACUUGGUCCUUCAACUAAAUUAAAUCAUGAUAAUGACAAUACUGUGCAAGGUUUUCUUAAAGGUUUCAAAAUCACACCAAUUUUGGCACUUUGGGAUCAUGAACUUAUUGAAAAAACAAAACCUUUAAUCUCCAUUCCAGAAAUUAAGCUUGAAAACAUAUUAUCAAUUAAACUUUUAAAUAAUGAUUGCAAAUUUGCUUUUAAUACCUCAGUCAAGAUUCAUGAAAUUUAUCUAUUACACUCAUUACUAUAUCAUUAUUGUUUUAUAGUAGCCUUUAUGAAUGUUAUAAAUUUAUUUCCAAAAUCUUUGGAGGGCAAGGCAAUGAAGAGUUCUGGUUCUAAUAAAGAGGUUGUUGACACAAAAUUCAACAAUAUUGAAUUGAAUCUGACACUUGAUCACAUUAAUAUAAAUAUUGACUUGCCUGAAGAUACAAAAUUAUUUGUAAGACUAAAUGGAGUAAAUUACCGAUUUGUUUCACCAAUAGUUCAUAGUGUCAGCAUAAAAGAAACAAACAUUGAAAUAUUGUUACACGAAGCUGAGGUUGAUUUAAAAGAUCUUGAUUUACGUGGAAUUUCUGUAAAGUUUAUUGAAGAAAAUGGGUUUCCAGGGUCAGAGAAUCAUGAGCCAGAAAAACAAGAAAGUGAUGAGACAACGAAAACACAUGUAGAAGAUGAAAUAUGGAUUGAUGAUGAUGAAUAUGUGGAAUUAGAUUGUAAAUUACCUGAUGCGAAGCCAGUCGUUCAUAUAUAUCCUCAUAUGAAAAGUCCACAAAUGAUGUAUUAUAAACGACCAGAUAUACAAUUAUCUGAACAAGAAAGAAAAUUUGAUCAUGAUACUCAUGUGUGCAUAAUGGGUCAAGGUCGAGGUAAUUAG
Molecule: messenger RNA, 2259 nt
Organism: Entrophospora sp. SA101
Lineage: Eukaryota; Fungi; Glomeromycota; Glomeromycetes; Entrophosporales; Entrophosporaceae
Source: the annotation of a GenBank genome assembly